Molecule: messenger RNA, 471 nt
Organism: Symbiodinium necroappetens
Lineage: Eukaryota; Dinophyceae; Suessiales; Symbiodiniaceae
Source: the annotation of a GenBank genome assembly
AUGGGCAGCUACAUCGGCUCGCAGACGGUGAAGAAGGUGAUUGAAAUCAACGACUUCCUGCUAGGAACCAUGGCUGGCGGUGCAGCUGAUUGCUCGUUCUGGGAACGUCACCUCAAUCGCCUCUGCCGCAUGCACGAGCUUCGAGAGAAGGAGCGAAUCUCCGUGGCUGCAGCUUCCAAGCUGUUGGCAAAUAUCUUCUGGCAGUACCGAGGCCAGGGCCUGUCUUGCGGAACCAUGGUCGCCGGAUGGGACAAGAAGGGCCCUUCGCUGUACAUGGUGGAUGACCAGGGAGACCGCCACAAGGGCAAUGUUUUCUCAGUGGGCUCUGGUUCGACCUUUGCCUACGGUGUGCUCGACUCUGGCUACCGCUACGACCUGUCUGUUGACGAGGCCGUGGAGCUUGGUAGGCGAUCGAUCUACCACGCAACGCACCGCGACGGGGCCUCCGGCGGCGUGGUGCGCGUCUACCAC